UAAGAAAGCUGGGGUACCGAUCGAGCCACAUAUUUAUAGCAGCAGCAGAGAAGGAAGACGCACAUAACUUCGGUACGGGUAGACCGGCCCGGUGCGGAGAUGGACGUGCCUCACGCUCUCAUGCUACCAUUCCCAGCUCAAGGACACGUCAUUCCCCUCAUGGAACUUGCUCACCGCCUUGUUGAGCGCGGCUUCAAGAUCACAUUCAUCAACACCGAGUUCAACCACAACCGAGCCCUAGCUGCUUUGUCCAAGACGGGGGAUGAUAUGGACGGGAUACACCUCGUUACAGUCCCGGACGGGCUGGAGCCUGAUGAAGAUCGUAACGAUAUUGGAAGGCUAAUCGAGGGCAUAUCGAACGUCAUGCCAGGUUGCUUGGAGGAGCUGAUACGAAAUAUUACCGAGAAAGGAGAGGAGGAGAUAACUUGCUUCAUUGUGGACUGGAGCAUCGCAUGUAUGCUUGAAGUUGGUCACAAGAUGAACCUACGGUCGGCUGCUUUCUGGCCGUCAAAUCCAGCGAUGCUUGCAGACGCUACGCUGGCCAUUCCUAAGCUGAUAGAGGAUGGGAUCAUCGACAAAAAUAAUGGAAGGGUGAAGAGAGAAGAGAUGAUCUGCCUAAACCCUGGAGUUCCUGCCAUAAACACGACUCACCUCUUUUGGAACUGCUUUGGAGACUCCAAAACACAAGAAUUAGCGUACGACUUCACAGUGAAAAAUAAUCUAGCAGCAGAAAUUAUUGAGUUCCUGAUUUACAAUUCAUUCGAUGAGAUCGAUCUAUCACCAUUCAUCCACGGUCCAAAACUCCUCCCGGUAGGGCCAUUGCUCACUCACCAUCACUCUGCACAUCCCGCCGGACAUUUUUGGCCUGUGGACUCUACCUGCAUGGACUGGCUUGAUCAGCAACAAGCAAGAUCAGUCAUUUAUGUGGCUUUCGGCAGCUUAACCGUCCUCAGUCAACACCAGUUUGAGGAGCUGGCUCUCGGGCUCGAGCUCACUAGACGACCUUUCCUAUGGGCUGUAAGGCCUGAUCUUACUGCUAGUUCAACUGAUGCCUGCAACCGCGCUUUUAGAGAUAUAGCCUCAACACGGGGGAAGAUGGUACGUUGGUCCCCACAACAAAAGGUAUUGGCUCAUCCUUCCGUCGCAUGCUUCAUAUCCCAUUGUGGCUGGAAUUCAACUAUGGAGGGGGUACGGAAUGGGAUCCCGUUCCUUUGCUGGCCUUACUUUGCUGACCAAUUUCUCAAUGAGAGCUAUAUUUGUGAUGUUUGGAGGGUUGGCUUGAGGUUGACUCUUGAUGAGCGAGGCAUGAUCUCAAGGCAACAGAUCACAGCAAAGCUGGAGGAAUUGCUCGGCAAUCCAGAGCUCACAUUCAGGGCACUAUCAUUGAAGGAAAUGAUCACGAAAAGAAUCAGCAAAGGAGGGUCAUCCUAUGAGAAUCUCGGUACCUUUGCUGAAGCGAUGAAAGAAACGAGGCUUGGUAGUAGAGACCCCACACCAUAAUUUGAAAUGUUUGUACGUAGCAUGGAAGAAGUUGAAUUAUUAUGAAGUAAUGGAAUAAAAUUAAUUUGAUGCGAUUAUAAAACAAAUAACUGACGGUCUUUCAAACUUGAA
This is a messenger RNA of Asparagus officinalis (garden asparagus), 1611 nucleotides long. Its product is annotated as UDP-glycosyltransferase 83A1. The record is from RefSeq and is a predicted model, not a curated record. Gene Ontology annotation, molecular function: UDP-glycosyltransferase activity. NCBI's taxonomy places the organism in Eukaryota, Viridiplantae, Streptophyta, Magnoliopsida, Asparagales, Asparagaceae.